This is a messenger RNA of Tripterygium wilfordii, 1896 nucleotides long. RefSeq names its product vacuole membrane protein KMS1-like. NCBI's taxonomy places the organism in Eukaryota, Viridiplantae, Streptophyta, Magnoliopsida, Celastrales, Celastraceae. The record is from RefSeq and is a predicted model, not a curated record. The transcript has 8 exons. Bases 319 to 1602 code for a protein of 427 amino acids.
UGAGUCGCGACUCGCGAGUGUGGAUCAGAGGACCCUCCUAUUAUAUAUCCGACUCCGAGAAGGCGAAGAAAGAGAUGGACAAAAGCUUCACUUGGCGAUCUUAACGCAAUCUCGUCGAUUCUUCUCGCAAGUUUUGCUUCAUUGUUUCUGUAGAUCUGAACCGAAAAAAAAUCAAGGCGAAAUAUAGUUGGUUCAAUUUCGAAGAAAUCGAUUCCUGAUUCGCUUGUGCCCAUUAUCGCCGAAGACACAGUUAUACGACAUAAAGUUCAAGCUUUUAUCCAGAAAAGAGAGAGGCUUUGACCGUAGUAUGUUGAAGUAAUGGGCGUAGGGAACGAAGCAACUUCUUCUCAACAAAUGGACUUGUCAAUCGCAGGUCUACGCGAGAAGCAUCGUCGUGAAUUAGAAAAUCUAUCUCUAAUGACACAGCCCUUCAAAACAUUCAAGUUUUUUGUUUUGGCUGUUGCUCGAUAUCUGAAGCGCUCAAUAUUAUAUCUUUUGGGAAAGGGUGGCUGGCUUCUGCUUUUGAGUACUGUGGUGGUGGCCCUUGGAGUUCUGCUUAUAACCAUUGAUGGCCCUCAUGAGAAGCAUGUUGAGGAGCUUUCUCAUUAUUUGCAUUUUGGACUUUGGUGGAUUGCCCUUGGCGUUGCAUCUUCAAUUGGUCUUGGAUCUGGUUUGCACACUUUCGUCCUCUAUCUCGGUCCUCAUAUUGCCCUGUUUACCAUAAAAGCAAUGCAAUGUGGUCGAGUUGAUCUAAAAAGUGCUCCGUACGACACAAUUCAGUUGAAAAGGGGUCCAUCAUGGCUUGACAAAGAUUGUGAUGAGUUUGGGCCCCCAUUGUUUACAUCAUCACACGGGACACGGGUUCCUCUCAGUAGCUUAUUGCCUCAGAUUCAGAUUGAGGCUAUCCUUUGGGGUCUUGGAACUGCUCUUGGGGAACUUCCUCCUUAUUUUAUCUCGAGGGCAGCCCGUCUCUCUGGUAGCAAAGUGGAUGCCAUGGAAGAACUGGAUGAUUCCUCAAGUGAAGAUAAUGGAGUCGUAGCCACUCACCUAAAACAAAUUAAGCGGUGGCUCCUAUCGCACUCGCAACAUAUGAACUUCUUCACAAUCUUAGUGCUUGCUUCGGUGCCAAAUCCUCUGUUUGAUCUUGCUGGAAUCAUGUGUGGACAAUUUGGGAUUCCAUUUUGGAAGUUUUUCCUUGCCACAUCCAUCGGAAAAGCGAUUAUCAAAACUCACAUACAGACGGUUUUCAUCAUCUCUGUUUGUAAUAAUCAACUUCUUGACUGGAUAGAGAAUGAAUUGAUCUGGGUCCUAGGGCUUAUACCUGGUUUUUCUACUGUAUUGCCUGGCCUCAGAGUUAAACUCCAUGCAGUCAGAGAUAGGUAUUUAAGUACAACUGCUCCUGUACCCUCAAAUAUCAAGAAGGUGAAGAAGUGGGAUUUCUCAUUUUCAGCAAUCUGGAACACUGUAGUAUGGCUCAUGCUUAUGAACUUCUUUGUAAAGAUUGUUAAUGCCACUGCUCAGAGGUAUCUGAAAAAGCAGCAGGAGAGCGAGCUAGCUGCACUGACGACAAGCCAGUCAUCGGCUUCAACACACUCAGAAUAGGAUUCUGACUAAUAAAUAGGUGUUUUGAUAUCCCUUAUCUUUCUCGUUACAAGUAGACGCAAUCCUAAUACCGAUGAAUUCUCAGCAUAAAAGUCCGUCAUAGAAUUCUGUAUCGAAAUAGGAACACCAUGGGUAAACAGCAAUUGCACCAGGGCUCUUUAACCUGUGAAACAUCGAGAACUUUUGUUUUUGUUGGGUGGUUUUAUCUUAUGCCCCAUUUUUAAGCAUUGUUGAAAUUACUAGGGAAUUGGAACCUUAACCAUUCUUUUGCAAUGCAAGGAUUACGUUUAUCUA